AUCUUCUCUUCUCCCUCUCGUCGCUGCCAAAGGAAAAAACAUCAACCAAGAAACAGGAAAAGAAAUGGGCAUUGAAAGAGAGGAAAGCGAGCCCAGAGCUAUUCCGACGCCGACGCUCAUAUUCACCUACGGAACAUUAAAGAAAGGCUUCUCUAAUCACGCUCUAAUGCAAGAUCUGAUGAAAACCGGAGACGCCGUCUUCAAAGGUAACUACCGAACCGUAGAAAAGUAUCCUCUCGUAUGUGGGCCAUACAGGGUCCCAUUUCUCCUCAACCUCCCCGGAGCCACUGGAUCCAAACAAGUAACCGGCGAAUUAUACGCUGUCACCGGUAAAGGACUCGCCCGCCUCGAUGAGCUGGAAGGCACAAGCCGCUUCCACUAUGAGAGAUUGCCGAUAACGGUGACGGCGGAUGAUGGUGAGGAAGGAAAACCGUGCGCCGCGGAGGCGUAUUACGCGCACAGAAGCUACGCAAUGGAGAUGUGGAAAAGGAAUGGGAAGAGAGGGUAUGGAGUAUACGGAGAGAAGGAAGCGAAAGGGUAUAUUAAGAGGAAAGAUAGGCCUCAGAAUCUGAGUUUUUUAGAACAGAUUCAUGUUUUUGUGACCUCUAUUGAUGCUAAUUGAUCAAAUUAUAUAUAACAAUAUAUUAAAAACCAGAGCUAAAAAUUGUUAAUCAAUGUAUAAUUUUGUGUUUGUGACUGUGAUUGUGCUAUAGCCUUUUGUUCUUUUUGUGAUAUUUAAAUGUGCUAAUUUUGUGAUUA
Jatropha curcas is the source of this 759-nucleotide messenger RNA. Its product is annotated as putative gamma-glutamylcyclotransferase At3g02910. The record is from RefSeq and is a predicted model, not a curated record. Gene Ontology annotation, molecular function: gamma-glutamylaminecyclotransferase activity. Lineage: Eukaryota; Viridiplantae; Streptophyta; Magnoliopsida; Malpighiales; Euphorbiaceae. Gene Ontology annotation, cellular component: cytosol.